Geodia barretti is the source of this 2016-nucleotide messenger RNA. Lineage: Eukaryota; Metazoa; Porifera; Demospongiae; Tetractinellida; Geodiidae. The record is from the annotation of a GenBank genome assembly.
ACUGGCUUUUACGGAAGUAUGCGGAAGUGUACGAUAUGUCCAAGCAGCAAGUCAGGCUAGCGUCUCUGCUUCUGGAGGAAGCAUUCGGGGACCAAGUGGAGGCAGUAGGAACCUACCUCCUGAAAAAUGGAGGAUCAAACUUGGGGGAAAUAAGCAAAGGCACCGGGUUGCAAAUCAACAAGGUCAAGAAGUGCCUGGUGGUACUGAUCCAGCAUCAACUGGCCCUCUUUGAGCCUCACAGCUCUGGAAAGUAUGUUCUCUACAGUGUCAGUGUAGAGAGCGUCCAGCUGCGUGGAAGAUUCCCGAGGUACAUCCUGGCGUCCCGGGAACUGUACGGACAGAUCGGAGAACUGAUAUGUGAAUACAUUCUUCAUCAGGGACGUACUCUCAUGAGCCAAUGCAUCAAUAGAGUGGCAGAGAGAUUGGAGGUAACGCUAGGGGCUGCCCCGGCCGAAGUGUCCAAAGUCGUCAAGACAAAGUUUGUGGGGAUGGUCGAGGGCCAGUACCUCACUCGUGUGAAGCCACCUUCGACCGAGUCAGCUCUGGGACAAGUGAACAGUGGGGAUAGCGCGAGAACGCCGAUAUUCGGAAAAUUUGAACUACCAUCAUCGCUAACUGCCAUUAAGUAUACGGGUAAUAAACGGAAAAGAGAUGAGGAAGACCCCGGUAAUCAGCCUUCGUCUAAACGAGCUAAGAAGAACACUGGAGAAGGAGAAGAAAAGCCAGUGGAUGAUGGGGUGUUUUGGAGUGUCAACUUUGACAAUUUCCAUCAGCACUUUCAAGACAAAGCCAUAGUUUCUGCAGUGAGAGAGAGAGUGGAUGAGACUGCCGCGUGUGUGAUGAGGUCCCUCCUGCGAAUGGCCAUUAACCUCUCUCAGGACAAGUCCCUGCAGACAAAAUCCAGCCCCACUUUGUACAAAGGUAGGAUGGCAGAAUAUCUACCAGACAAGCCCAAACUGUCAGAGAUGGACCUGGAACACUAUCUAAAGGCUCUUACUGAUGACCAGGUAUAUAUAUAUAUCCAUACGUAACUAUCUUGUGCAAGAAUACCUUGACUAUUUCGUAUAUUGUAGGCUCAUUUUCUCUCUAAAGAGGAUGAUAGUGGUGGAGGAGGCUACGCAGUUGGCAAGUUGUAGAUCAUCAGUAUUAUAAUGCAUUGUACUUCUGUUUUGCAAAUUUGUCCUCCAGAGAAUUUUCCUUUACAGAUUGGCAACUAGAAAUUAAUUAUAUAUAGCUCUCUUUUGACAACAAGAUUUAGGAGCCAGUGCAGCUGCAUAUGCUAUAUAGUAUCUCCUCCUGUUAUUUUCUCCACACAGACUACCAGCAGUGUGCCCAGGGACUGUGCCAGGCGACAGUGGAGGGGAUAGUGAGAGAGAGGUUUAGCUCCAAGUGUCUUCGAGUGUUCAGACUCCUCCUCGUGAAGAGGGUUCUGGAGCAGAAGCAGGUGGUGGACAUGGCCAUGAUCCCCAGCAAGGAGGCCCGGGAGCUCCUCUACUCACUCCUGGCCGAGAACUUCAUCUCUCUACAGGAGAUACCUCGUACUAUGGACUAUGCACCUUCCAGAACGUUCUAUUUGUUCUCCGUCAACCUCCCCAGUGUAGCUCGACUGCUUCUGGAGAGAACUUACCAGGCACUAGGAAACAUAGUUUCUCGCAGAAUGUUUGAAAUGAAGACACACAAGUAAGUUACUGAUCCCUUUUUUUAGCUUUUCAUAUACUGUGCAAGACAACUGAUGGAGGGAGAACUGUAUGUUGAAUAUCUUAGUUUUUUGAGUCACAGUUUUAUACUGCAGGCGAUUGCUGGAGAAGUAUGCACAGUACCAGGAGCAGAUGGCCCAGUUGAAGGGAAGAGGAGAGGUGGAGGAGGAGGAAAUUGAGGAAAUACUCACACCAGAUGAGAAGACAACUGCUGAGCAAGUCAAGAAAACGAUACAGAAGCUUGAAGCAGGUGAACUGCAGCUAGAUGAAACUAUCAUGUCCCUCUCGAACUAUAUCCGUAUGGCAUAGGUUUUGCUCA